AUGAUUACUCAACAGCCUGACAAUUUUCCUACUUGUAUCUACUUUUGCCUAUUCUUUGGCUUCUUCUUUUGUUACCAAAUUGUUCUUCCAUUACCUGAAACGACAAUUCAUAAUGGCAAUCAAAAUUUGCAUGUGUCUUUGAGGCCUCCAGUUCAUGCAAGCCUGGCUGGUAACAUCAUACAACAAUAUUGGAAAGUUACACCUAACCACGAUAGUCACCAGCAACUCCAGAAGAAACGAAAAAGGAUGCAUUUUAAGGAACGGCAAAUAAUGAUUCCUCAAAAGCAAAAUAUUAACUACUUAACAGCUAAUAGCUCAAAUUUCUUGGUAUCAUCUAUAGUAACUCCGCUCAAAAGCGCCAUCAUAUUUCAAGAGAAUGUCCCCACAGUCAUGAGUAAUUAUAGUGAUAAUUUGAACCCUUCAUAUGGUUUCAGGCAUGUGGGGGCCAUUGACGUUCGCUUUGCUGACCUUUUUCGGAUAUUUGAUUCAAGCCUUCUUCAGAAUGAUAAAGAAGACAUUCAUGUUGAAUUUCAGCGCCGAAAUAGGCGCGCUCUCGCUUUACCGACUAAAUCAUCCGUGUUUACUUACAGUGGCCUAAGAUCAACUGGUACCGGAUUUGAGCUUUCAUCAUGGCGCCAUCAACGCAGGAUUGGUGUUCAACUUCACCUCUACAAAGUGACCGCUUACCGCUUGGAGGAUGAGGAUGAUAUGAAAAUGAACGGCGGCCCUGGUGAGCUGUUUCGCAGUUUCCUUGGAAAUAAUUCUUACUUGUUGGUGGAACCACAAUACCGUGGUCAGCCACGAACAAUCAACAAUCCAGAGGCAGUGUAUCGGGAUCUCUGCAAUCAGCUUUUGGACAACGAAACUAUGCGGAGCCCUGCAAAUACUUUUAUACUUACACUAGAUGCCGGUGCUUCAGAUGGACCUUCUACAAUCCGCAUGGUCAAGCUAUUUUUACACAUAAGCUCCUCACUCGGAGUGCCAAUUCUCACCUAUAUAACUGGAAAGAUAGGUCAUUUUCCCGUAAGGCUAUAA
Molecule: messenger RNA, 1035 nt
Organism: Protopolystoma xenopodis
Lineage: Eukaryota; Metazoa; Platyhelminthes; Monogenea; Polystomatidea; Polystomatidae
Source: the annotation of a GenBank genome assembly